Molecule: messenger RNA, 1734 nt
Organism: Lodderomyces orthopsilosis Co 90-125
Lineage: Eukaryota; Fungi; Ascomycota; Pichiomycetes; Serinales; Debaryomycetaceae
Exons: 1
Coding region: 1-1734 (577 amino acids)
Biological process (GO): mitochondrial proton-transporting ATP synthase complex assembly; mitochondrial gene expression; mRNA stabilization
Cellular component (GO): mitochondrion
Source: RefSeq, a predicted model, not a curated record
AUGUCCUUGAGAUUGACACUAUCGUCGCGAUGCCUCAAGGCUCAUAUUCCAUCGAAGCUAGUGGCUAAUGUUUGCUGUACUAGUCGCUUCUCCACCACACUUAAGUUGCAGCAAUCAGACCCUGCUCAAAAGAGUACAACACCGUGGUAUUUAAGAAAAGAAAAUACGUCUCAAAUGGAACAAGUUACCUACGAUAAAGUUCCAGAAUUACCCAGUGAAACCCCUCAAAGUAUCAAGGAUCUACUUAAGUUGCUAACUGAAAAGUACGGUCUUACCAAUUUGAAAGUUUAUGACUUGGCUUCCCUUCCCUCAGAUCACCCCAAAAGCACAGAUGAACAAUCUCCUGAAAGAUUCAUUAUCAUUGCAUCUGGAAAGUCGGAAAAGCAUAUAUACAAAGUAUCGUACGAACUCAAACAGUACAUAAAGCACGAAUUUGGAUAUUUGCCCCGUAUUGAGGGUAUGACGUCGAACUCAAUAAGUUCUAGAACACACAGGAGGUUAGCUAAAAGAGCUAGACAAGGACCACCAGCAACUCAUAACGAUUUUGGAAUUGGUGCAAAUUCAUGGGUCAGAUGCGACUUAGGCAUUGACGGUGUUGUCGUGCAUAUCUUAAGUGAUGACCGAAGAUCGGAAUUGAACUUGGAAUCACUUUAUGAAGAAGAUGGAGAUGUGGAAGCUGCUGCUCCAGAAAUAUUCAAGAGGAAUUACGAAGACGCAGAAAGUGUAUUUUUUGGGUUACGAAAGCAUUUUCAUACCCAAUCUAAGCUUCAAAAUGUAUCGGAGUUGCGUUCGAUAACCAUGGCUUGUGUUGGACAACCAUCGCAAAAAAUACUUGAACUGUACAAAAGUGAUUUUGACUCCAAGUUCACUGGUUCAACAAUACAGGAAUGGUCAGAAAAGUUUGCAUUCUAUAAACAACUUUACUUGAAAAAUCCACUGGUCGCUGCGCUCACGGAUGUCGAAAAGAGUCUACUCGAUAAGCACUCUUCAAUCAACUUAUUAGGAGAAAAUAUCCAUUGGAAUCAGGAAAUAGUGAAUGAUGUGAUAAAAUAUAUGGAGCUUUUGUUGGAUCUGACGGAGCCUUUGCCAGCGGCUGAAAAGCUUGCUUUUCUUUCCAAUUUCAUUUCGUGCCUUACCACCUUUUCAGAGGAUGAGAUCCACUUUUUUGCCGUUGACAAGUUUCAAGCUUUAUUAUGGUCUUUGACUUGUGACGAGUAUCUUCCUAUUGACGCAGCACGCUUACAUACUAUCCUUCGAACAGGUGAAGGAUUGGAACCAGAAAACCGCCAAAUUAUUCAAGACCCAAAAGCUGCGCAAAACGUGAGGGAACUUCUUAGGAGUAUCAACUUUUCCAAGCGAGGAGCUAUACCACUAUGGCUACGAGAACAAAUGCUACAUACCUAUGCCAAUACCAGAAAUUGGAGCUACUUUUGGAAAGAAUGGGAUAUGAUUCAACAAAGUUUAAGUACGCCUGCUGAGAUUUUGUUCAUGCAAACGAAAACAAUACUACUUCUAGCAAUGAUUAAUGAUAAAAUUGCAUUACGAGACUUUUUCUGUAAAUUCUGGGACAAUUCAAACAGUCUGUCAUUUGUGGAUCAAUGGCAAAAAAACGGUGCUCAACUUAAUACCAAACAGGAGAAAGUUGCGUUGAAGAAGGCGUUGAGUAUGAUUCAUCAAAAUCAUGGAUCUAGUACUUGGUUUGAAAAUGCUCGCGUAUUCGCUACCACCUUGUAA